This is a messenger RNA of Schizophyllum commune H4-8, 1764 nucleotides long. RefSeq lists its product as uncharacterized. Gene Ontology annotation, molecular function: protein binding. The transcript is spliced from 3 exons. The record is from RefSeq and is a predicted model, not a curated record. NCBI's taxonomy places the organism in Eukaryota, Fungi, Basidiomycota, Agaricomycetes, Agaricales, Schizophyllaceae. The coding region runs from base 1 to 1764 and encodes 587 amino acids.
AUGCAUGCCCGCCCCGGACACCGACUCCCCACCCCGCCCCCCGUCGCCAUUGCGCGUCUGCGGGCCGCGAUAGACACCGUGGACGCGCAAAUGGCCGGCCUCCUCAACGAGCGUUCGACACUUGAGACAAACCUCGAACGUGCCGUGCGCCUGCAGUCCCCCGUCAACCGCCUCCCCUCCGAGCUUCUCGCCGCGGUAUUCACUCUAGCAGUGAAUAGCGACGAUGACCCUGCCAUGCUGUCGGCCCUCAUGCUCGUCUGCCGCUACUGGGCGCAGCUUGCCAUUGCAACCCCCUGUCUAUGGGCGACGAUCACCGUUAGUGCGCACGAGUCCCUCGAGCGCGUCCGCAGGCGGCUGGAGCGGUCCAAGGCGUGCCCCCUCGACGUCAGCAUCUGCUUCGAGCAGCGCGCCGAGCUCGCGAGCAUCUGCACACCCGAGCAGCACAAGCACCGCAUCAUGGACCGCGUCGUGCGUGCCAUGGACCUCAUCCGCCCCGCGCUCUGGCGCACGCGCCGCUUCCGCCUCGCCGUCCCCACCCGCGCGCACGCUCACGCUGCGCUCGCCCGCUGCCGCGAGGACGCGCCGGUGCUUGAGGCCCUCGCGGUGGAGAUCGCCGAGCCUGCCCACGGAGAGCCCUCGCCGACGUCCAUGCUCCCCCUCUUCAACGGCUGCACCCCGCGCCUGCGUGCGUGCGCCCUCGCCUCCUUUAACUUCGGCUGGCAGCCCAAUCUCCUGUGCCACCUCCGCGUCCUCGCUCUCGGUGGCUACUUCAACGGCGCCGCCCCCGAUCCCUCCACCCUUCUCGGCGUCCUCCAUGCAUGCCCGGAGCUCGAGGAGCUCGCGCUCCGCAAUGUGCACGACCCCGAGGAAGCAAUGGACCGCAGCCUUGCGUUCUGCAUACCCACCACCGCUUCCUCGGCAUCUGCCGCGUCGCGGGGACUUGCUCUUCCUGCGCUCCGCCGCUUGUCAUUGUACUCCGUCGGCUCUACCCUCGUAGCGGCGCUCGCCGGGGCCCUUGUCUUGCCAGCGCUCGAGUCAGUCGAGCUUUGCUACCUGCAAGCUGUUGGUCCCCUUAUCCAGUUGCUUCAUGAGCAAUCCCUCACGCGCCUUCCAUUGCGCGCCUUCCGCGUUGAGGCUUGCUAUCUCGACGAACUCCGGUUCGCGGGUCUCAUCCGGCGGUUGACGUCUCUGACUCGCCUCGAGCUCGUUGAUAUUGACGACCUCUCCCCUGCCUUCCUGAAGGGCCUGGCCGCCGCGCAACCUCCAGUGUGCCCUCGGCUCGAGACACUCAGCCUCGAGGCGUGCACGACCAUGGAUUGGGACGCAAUUCGCACUUUCGUCGAGUCUCGCAGCGCCGCUAGCCCCGUCAACGGCGCUGGCGUGCGCUCCCAGUCGCACGACCGAGUCCGAACCGCGUCUGCGCCCAUGUCGGCGUCGAUGUUCGCCGCGGGGGCAGCCCCGACGUACGUCCCGACCGGUUACUCCUCGGCCUCGGCAGCUGCAGCAGCGUCUCGCGCACCCUUCCCGACCACGGGCUUCUCAUCUGCAUCGGCCUCUGCCGCCGUUCACGCCAUGCCCCGGACACGCGCGCAGACGACCCCACCUCGAUAUGCGCAGCGUCUGCAGACGAUCGAUGUCCGCCGCUGCCACCAAAUCUCGCGUGAGAUGGUGCAGUGGCUGCGCAUGUACGUCCCCGAGGUGCGCUGCGAGUCGAGCAGCAGCAGCACCUCCUGGCGCACCGCCUGGGCCCAACAAGGGCUAUAG